AUGUUUGUAAUAAAGUGGGCAUGCAAUGUUUUUCUAAUUAUAUUUGGUGCAAUAUUUUUGAAAACAUAUGCUUUAAAAGAGUUUGAAGCUUUUCAACUUGGUAGAGUUGAACCUCAAAAGUUAAAGAUUAAUUCAAAAACAACUUCUCUAAACGAAGAUGGUUCACUAGGUGUUUACUCUUUUAAUAAUCUUAAGAAUGAAACCGUUAUCACAAGUAUUUUGUUUCCAGAUUAUGCAGUAUUGUUUGAUCAAGGUAGAAGACAAUUUUGUUCAGGCAAGUAUUCAGCUGAUUCUCAUAUUUAUACAGCAGGGAAUGAAAUAACUUUUUUCUUAAACUAUUGGACUGAUCAAUAUACAGACAGAUACUGGGUUUUAGAAUCAGAUCAGGGAGUAAUAUGUAUGCUUCCUUAUAGCUUGGAAACUAACUUUACAAAAGUUUUUACUCAUGUUGAUUCAGAUUUUCAGUUUGAGCUUGCUCCUACAUAUGAACCAAAUAAUACAAACUCUAUAAUUAAGCAAAGUCCUCUAUUUCAAUAUUCCCAAAGCUGUACUUUAGGCUUGUUUCAAGGAUGUUUUUCAUCAGAGUUUGUCCUUUCUCUUCCAGAUUCCUCAUUUACUUCUGGACUGGAGUUCAUAGUUAGAGGUAUGUCUUUAUUUAGAACAUCAAAGGGAAUAUUCUCAGAGCUCGUAUUUUAUGAUAAAACAGCUUCUAAUGGGAAAAUAUUGCAUAUACUCAUUAAUCCAAAUAUGAUUGGGAUCCAUCUAGAGAAAGCUGGGACCCAGGUUUGGGGAGAGUUAAAUAACCAAAUAGAAAUUGGAAACAUGAAGUUCAUUUAUGACUUUAGAGUCAUUUUUAAAGAAAAAUGGGUAUAUGUUGUUUCUCAAGAAGGUCAGACCUUGGUUUCAUCUGAACUUCCUCAGGACUUUUCUACUGUCGGAAAGAUUGUCUCUUCCCCAAGAAGUGUAUCUGAUCCGAUCCUUAUUCAGGUACUUCAAGCAUCCACUCUGGUUAUUUCAAAAGAUUUCAUUCAAAAAGAAGCAUUUUGUAUCCUCUCAACCGCACCAUUAACCACUCAGAUUCAAGAUAUUUUGGGAUUUUAUCCAGAAAUUCUCUAUACAGAAAGCUAUCAUCUUGAUGUUACUUUGAUUUUCCAGUCCCCAGAAUCUAUUCAAGAUGAAGAUCUACUUCUUGCAAUUUCAUUUGAUGAAAUUUUGAUUGAUCCAUACAAUCUUCAGAUUCAAAAAACAGAAUACUUAAUAUAUCCAAAACUCAGAAUUGGUAUUUUUAAGGGAUACAUCUCUUUGGAGGAUAUGCAAACCAGAACCAUUAUAACUGGUUCAUAUCCAGCCCAGACUCAAUCCAAAAUAAAUAUUCAAUUACAGCCAUUAAAAAGUGAUAAUAAACUCAGAAUCUUAUAUCAGAUUGAUCAAUUAGCAUGGUUUAUGUUAGCUGAAGUUUCUGUUGAUCCUGAGAGGCCUUUCAACAAAAUCAAGUUUGAGAAAAAUCCUAAACACUUAGAAAUCCUUACUCAUGCUUUUACAACUGGAGCAAAAGCUUCUUCUAUUGUUUCCAAUUAUACAGAUAGUACUUCAUUCAUCUCUCCAAAAGUUGGUAACCUUUGCAAGCUUUUGCCACUAUCAUAUUGUAAGUCUCAGGAUGUAUCCUUUAUUAUUAAGGAACAAACAAAGGCAGAUCAAACAAUUCAAACAGAGUCUUUAAUGAGUAUAAAUAACAUCACCAUUCAGAUUCCUAAUUUUCCAAGCUCUAACGAUGAUUUGAUGUAUAAAUGGAAACUUUUAUCAAAUGAUACUCCAGUAUACGAAAUUUCAAUAUUCCAAGCCUCUAUUUCUAUUGUCAACUUAAUCACUUAUGAGACAGUUGCUGGACCACCUAUGAGUAUUAUCAGCCAAUACUCUGAGAACAUAGGCGUCUCAAUCAUAUUCCAAGCUAACGAUAUCUUUAUUGUUGACUCAGAAACUAAUAACAUUAUAGCAUCUAUACCUGAAUCUAAAAAUCUCAAUAUUAACAAGAUCCAAGCAUCUUCUGAUAAUAGGAUUUCUGUUAACUAUUACUCGUCUUAUGCAUUUACUCCUGGUCCUAAGACAACUUCUACUCAAUCUUCCAUCCUGAACGUCCUGUUUGAGUGCCACUUUUUUAACCAGUGUGACAUUGGGAAUUAUGUUUGUAAAGGAUCCAGUGCAAGACAAUUAUGCAAAGAUCCAGGGAUCAUGAAACUUUGGUAUAAUGGUCCUCUAAUUUCUACUGAUACUUCUUUGAACUUGGGAGUCUUUCCAAACUCCUUAUCUGUUUUUACCAUAGGAAGUCAAAACAAUAACCUAUUUAUCAUUAAUGUAUUUGAGAGUUAUAUCUCUCUAAAUGAUCUAUUUUCAGGGAAAUCUUGCUAUAAUCAACUUCCAAAUAAGACAGUACUAACUCAAAGUUCAAAUGUUAAGUUUGGUAUUAUUCUUUCAAAUGGCAAGAAAGUGGAUUUGGUAUUUUUUUCUGACAAUAACACUCCAUAUCUCCUCUGCUCUUUAAAUAUUGAUGGAAGAAUAAUCUCUGAUUUUUACUUCUUUGAGUCCAAUGGUCAAGGGCUAUCAUCUACUAUUGGAGACAUUACAAUGAAUACUGAACAAGAUGAUCUAAGCAGUAGCUUGACUAUAGUGCCUCUUCCUACAAAUCACACUUAUAGUAUUUUGACUCCUUAUAUCUCAAGUGACCAAUUAGAUUUGGAGCUUAGUUAUGAACUCAAAGCUAAUAUGGGAGUACAUUUCGAAAUUGAAUUAGAUCCAAACUCAGUUUCUCCAUUGGUUGUUGGAAUAUCUAUUUUAAAUAAGUACCAGGAUAUUCAUACUCAGUUAUAUAUCUCAGGUGGAAGUAAUCCUUCAGUGCUUCUAGGCUCUAAUAUUCCAGGAGUAGGAAUUCUUACUAACCAUUCCUCUAUUCCAGAUGAAUGUACUUCUAUCAAAGACUCCUUAAUUAGUGGAGGUAAUAUUCAGUUCACUAUUGGAGUGGAUGUAGAAAUCUUUAUUAAAGAGAAUUUGGGAAUUAAAGAAGAAAUUAAAAUCCCAUAUUUGUAUGUGAUUUUGUGUAAUCAAAGCUUAGCAAAAGUUCCUAUGGGAGGUUUUAACAUUUAUAAGCUUUUGAUUUCAAAUAGAUCAGUUUUAUCUACAAGUACAACUUUAAUUAAUGGCUUCUAUGCUAAUAGAUCUUCCUCCAAAAUCAGAGAUCUUUCUGUUGUUCCAAUAUCUACAGAAGAUUCUUUAUCAGAUUAUAAAGAAAAUUGCGAGAUUAGUCAGAAUACCAAAGUUACUUCAUACUGUCUUUCUUCUUCCUUAACAAUUGAGGAUUCUUCUGGCCUUAUGGAAAAUUAUGAACUAACAGUUUAUCUUGCAAUCCAAGAUUUCCCUGAAUUCAAGUAUGGGAAUUCUACCUAUUACAAUGGAAUUAGUUACCAAGUAGGCGGAAUGUCCUCAUUUGUGGUACUUUUUAAUGAAACCCAUCUUGGGGUUUUGAACUUAAUAGAGAAAAGGGAAAUCUGGAAUCUCUAUGGAAAUGAUGCUCUAAUGUCAGUCUCCUCUUGGAUCUCAAUCUCAGUUAAUAGGAUUUCAGGAUUUAUCCAUUUUACUUUGAAUGACCAGAUAUUUGCAAGUUUUCCUGAUUACCCAUCUCAACAUGUUUCAAUUCAAGGUAUUUCUUUACUCCAACCAGGAUCUUGGAGUGUUUUUCAAGGAGUUAAACAGGACUCAAUUUAUGAGUCUAAUAGAUAUCCCUUUAUGUAUCAUGGAUUUAUAGAAUGCUCAUUUGAGGAUGACUGCCAAGUUACCAAUGAACAAACUUGUGUUGGUAACUCUUUUAGUGGACUCUGUCCAUAUCCAAGUCCAGAUGGAAUUGCUUGGCUCUUUAACUCUUUUGCUGAAGUAGCUACAGAUGUAAACAAUGGGACUUUUGGUAGGUCCUUUGAAAUUCCUGACCUCGUUCAUGCCUACAAAUUGAAUGAUGGAUUCUUUGAUAUCUUUGCUUUCUACUUUUUCAAAGACUAUGCUGCUAUACAGUAUCUUUUAGAUGGUACUGUCUGUAGAAACAGUUAUGGUCUUGGAAAUACAUCUUCUUCUUUAGAUAUCAUCCCUUCAAAUUUUCAAUGGGGUUUUUACCUUGGAAAUGCGACUAUCAAUUUAUUAACAGAUCUGGGAGGUAGUGGAAUCAAAGAAAUUUGUAGUUUAAACAUUCCAAAAAAUACUGAUCUUAGACUAAAUGUGGUUUAUCCAGUAGGUCAUUUUCUUGGAAUUAUUGAAGCUACCAAAAAGAAUAAAGCAAAUCUAACAAUUUCUGAGGUUCCUCCUGAACAGGAAACUGAUGCAAAUCCAUGCAUGUUAGAGAUGUUUAAAAGAUGUAAAAUUAAUGACCAAGUACAACUUUCACCCAAUGAUACUUAUUUUAAAUAUAACUAUGUCUUUGAAUUCUCCUUUGUUUAUGAUGAGUCUAAAGAAUACAAUAUAAACUUUAAAGGAAUAACACCAAAUUCUUCUUUAAACCCAACAAGUAGUAAAAAAGAGGAUCUAAUUAAUCUAAGUAUCUUAGGAAAGAGUCUCCAACUUUCUAAUAGUCAAAGUGAUGUUUCUAUGGCAGAUAUCCUUUUGGAAAACGCUGUUUCAGGUACUACUGUAUUUUCUUUGUUUGCUUAUUUGUCUCCAAAAGAAGAUCAUUUUAUUUUGGUUUCAUCUUUAGAUCUUGAGACGGAAAAUACAAAUAGCCGUCUCAGAAAUUUGGCUCAAGGAUAUAAAGGAGUUUUAGUUUCUUUGAAUGGAAAGAUAUCAGAGAUAACAACAGAUCAAAUCUCUAUUUCAAAUCCAACAGUUUAUUUAAAUAACUGGCUUAUAGAAGCCGAUAGUUUGAAACCUUCAUCCAAGCAUUUAACUUGUAUGCUGGACGAGAUAAAUCCCAAUACUUGGUGUGUGGGUUUAAAUGCAACUUACAAUCAAUUUGGUUCAGAGUCAAAACUUAUUUGGUUUAAUUUUACCUUCUCAAACGAUAUUCAGGGAGAUUCAAGUACUUUUGAAUAUUAUGACUCAUAUAUCAUCAAGAAAGAGAAUAACACAGAGUUAAUAGAAAUCAAUUUUGGUCGUAAGGAGUUUCAAGUUAAAGAUCUUGUAAGUAAUACAUUAGCAGUUUCAUUUUAUCCCAAUAAAACUGUUGUAGCACCUGGAAUGAAUUAUAGAAUGGGAAUUGGAGUUUUGGAAGAAACACCAGACCAAAUUUAUUUCUGUGAUGUGUUUAGUCAUUUGCUUUUAAAUAUUCCUUUCAAUUCUUCAGAGAUCUCUGGAACUAAUUAUAUAGUAAAUAACAGAAAAGAGAUUUUCUCCUACUUUAUGCUUGAUUCUAAACCUCUUUCAAUUAAUGAAACACUUGUACAAGGUUAUAAAUCAUGUUCUUUUGAGUCAAAGUGUGGUCUUGAAACUUUAACAUGUACAAGUCAGGUUUUAGAAUAUCCAUGUCCAAGAUCUACUCCAGGUUUAUAUUGGUUGAUUAGUUCAAAAAUUUUAGACACAAAUCUCUCUAGUGGUGAUUGGGGAAAAGAGUUUGUCUUUGAUAAUCUACUUGGUUCCUAUAUCAUUUUAGGAGAUCCAAAUAUCAAAUUUAUAAUUCACUUCUUUCGUAAUAAAAUAGUAUUUUUGGAUCCUAAUUAUAAUCUUUCAUGUUCUGGUCCUUAUAUCUCAAAUAAACCAGCACCACAAGGAGGUAAUGCAAAUUGGAGUAUUGGUUUUGACUCAAAUGAUAUGGUUUUUCUUGGAUUUUUUGAUCAAAUAAAUCAAAAACAUUAUACAAUUUGUGGAUUUAAGAAUUUUGGAAAAGAUAUACCUUUUGUAUCAAUACUACCAGUUGGUUCAACACCAGCAGUCAGUGUUUUCAGGCAGUUUGGAUCUGGUUUCCCAACUGGAGGAUUUGAAUCCACAUCAAGCUUGCAAAAUAAUUAUGGAUUUUAUCAUCCAGAAUUUAAUACUACCAGCCAGGAGUAUAUUCCUUCAGCUCCUUAUGGUAUGAAUCUUCCAUUUCUACCAGUAGGAGUUCCAGCAAUUGAUAGUCAGGGCCUGGAAACUCCUCCUGGCUUUUUCUUUAACAAAACAACAAGUCAGUAUGAACCUUUAGGAUCUUCUGAGGAUCCUAACUCAUUAAGACCUCCUAUUCCUUUCCAAUUAACAGAAGGAAUUGACGAGUGUGAAUUAGAAAUCUAUUCUUUCUGUAACUCAACCAAUGUUUCUUUACUUUCUUCAAUGAAUAAUCUAGAGGAGAGAGAUUGGAGCUUAUUUGUUAUGGUUUCAACAGGAAUACCAACUUAUCCUCAAGAUUCAAAACCUGACUUUAACUUUCAAUUUAAAUUCAAAGAUGAACAAGAUCAAAUCAAGUUUACUAUAAACAUUUCUAACUCUUCUAUAGUUAUUUUUGGUUCUGAUUCAUCUCAAAUUGCAAUAGCAGUAUCUCCUCAAUGUGGUCCAUAUUGUUCAACUUAUCCAAAAGGUUACUUUACAUUUUGGUUACAAAAGAAGUCUACUGAAAACAAGUUCAGUUUAAGUGUAGACUAUAAUAGACUUCUCUUAGUAGAAUUUGAAUCUGAUAAUAGAAAUUUCACCAAGGUGGAAAGUAUAGGGGAUUCAGUACAUAAUCCUGUUCCCACUAAGACUUAUGUCCUUUGGAAUUUGUUGGAUAUGUCAGAUUCUCCAAAAGAAAUUGCUACUACUACUACUACUACUACAAAGAUACCUUGGGACAAAGAUAUUAAAGAUGAAUGUCAUUUAGAGCUAAAUCAACCUUGUAGAGGAAAUGAUGCAAUCUUAGAUAAGCCUCUUAAUAAUGGAGAUAUUAUUUGGAUUAAUACUCUAUUGGGAAAAUCAAGUAAUCCAAUACAGUUGGAUGGAAAUGAUUAUUGGUUUAAUUAUAACUUUAAGAAAAAUGACUCUAAUUCUGUGAUCUCUUUGCUUUUCAAUGAAACAUCAGUGGCUAUUUAUUUGUAUAACAGUCAAGAAACUCUUUCUUCAAGAUAUACUAACCAGCAUCUGUUAUAUGAAGGAAUGGAUAUCACAAUUGGUUUAGCAUUCAAUAGAUUUGGUCUCUUUUUGUUGAAUAAAGACUUUAAUGCAUUAAUCCAUGAUCCAAGUAUCAAGACUUUAGAUUAUAAUCAGAUUACACAAGAAAAUGUUCCAGAUCAUAUUUCCAAUUUUUUACUCAAGGACAAAUUUACAUAUCCAAAGAACAUAUUAUUCAGAGGAUAUGAAACUUGUAGUUUAUAUGAGGACUGUAAGACAAGUUCUAAAUCUUGUGAAUCUCAAGCUAUGGUUGAAAUGUGUAAUCCAAUUCAACCAGGUACUGAGAUAUCUGUUCAAACAAAUAUCUCAGAAACUAACGUCAAUAAUGGAACUUGGGGAACUCCUUUAAUUCAAAGUGAUCUCUUUAAUAUAUUCCAUCUUGGAAAUGGAGAUAAAGAUAUGUAUACAAUUUACUUAUAUAAAGACAGAAUAGUACUGGAAGAUAUGGUUAAUUAUAUUUCUUGUGGUGGACCAUAUCCUAAUGGGAAGACUUUGGAUUUAGGUUCAACCUUAGAGUGGUCUAUAGGCUUGGAUUCAAAGAAGUACUUGUUUUUGAAUGUUUUAAAUGUUUUAAAUGAUACAAAUAGUAAUAUGCUUACAGUUUGUUCUAUGUCUUUAAUUGAAGGUAUUCAUUCUUUGGAUUUUAUUUCACCAAGUGGUUUUAAUCCAAGUAAUUCUAUUUUUAUUCAAAAGAUUGGCUCUUUCAAACAGGGAGGGUAUGAAUCUACUUCUAAAGGUGAUAUUGGAUAUUACUUCCCAAUCUAUGAUGUCUCAAAAGAUGAAUAUCUUCCUGAUAUUGUUUACGGUGAUAGUUUUUCUUAUUAUCCUCCAGGAAUUCAUCCUGCUCCUAUAACUGACGAUAAUUUAAAUAAUCCUCCAGGUUAUCAUUACAAUACUACAACUGGUCAGUUUGAAAAAGAUGAAAACAAUUUGAAUUCUGAUUUGGAAAAUCCUUCCAGACCAACCCAUAUUGUGAAUGGUAUUCCACAGUGUGAGCUUAGUUUAUUCACAACUUGUAAUGCUUCAUCCAUUAAGAUUAUACCAGAAGACAUAGUCUUUAAAGAAUUCUGGACUUUAUUUGUGAUUUCUAGUACUGGAAUUCCACCAAAAGUUUCAGAAUCUAAUCCAUUUAAUUAUAAGUAUGAAUUUAUCAAUACAGAAAAUGGUAAAGAAGAAUUAGUAUUAAGUUUGAUAAUAUCUAAUGAGACAGUAACUUUUAGGAAUGAAAAGAAUAAUACAGAAAAUAUUGUUGGAUCACCACAAUGUGGUCCAUAUUGUUCUACAUAUCCAAAAGGUUUCUUUGCUUUUUGGUUAACUUAUGAUUCUAUUACCAACAAAUACAUUGUUUCUAUUGAAAAUAACUCAAAAAAAUUGGUUGAAAUUGACUCAGGAGGAGUGGAAUUUCACCAAGUCAGGCCAUGUCAGGCUUGUCAGGGAGUUCCUGAGUCAGAGAUGUAUAGUAUAUGGAAAUUAUUUGGUUCCAAAACUCAACCUACUGAAGUUUCUACUACCACUACUACUACUACAAAAGCACCUUGGCAGGAUCAAAUAGUAGAAAAUUGUAUAGUUUCUCAAGGAUCUGAUCCUUGUAGAGGAACCAAUGUAGAAGUUUUACCUGAAAUACAAGAAGGAGAUAUUCUUUGGAUUAAUACAACACUUGAAAUUUCAGAUCCAAAAAUUCGAGUAAAUAACAAAUUAUAUUGGCAAGGAAUACAAUUUAAAAAGAAUAACCAAAAUGUAUUUUCUUUGCUUUUUGAUGAAAUGUUUCUUUUAGUACAUAUAGAAAAUGCUGAAAAUGAGUAUUAUUCACCAUAUACAAAUUAUACAUUAAGUUAUUCAGGAAGAGAAAUUUUAAUUGGAGUAGCAAGAAGUAAGUAUGGUUAUUUUAUUCUAAAUCAAAAUCUUGGAUCUUUGAUUACUUUAAAUUCAAAUGGUAUUGAUCUUUCCUUUAAUCAAGCUUUUCCAUUAUCCAGUCAUGAUAUAGUCUCUAACUUUGAACUUGAAAAUGGUUUUCUUCUACCUAUAAACUAUUUGUUUAUUGGUUAUGAAACUUGUUCUUUAAAUGAAGAUUGUAUCUUAGAAACUACUUCUUGUGUUUCCCAAGUCCUUAAAGGAUUGUGUCCAAAUCCUAAUAGUAACAGGGUAUGGAUAAUUGAAACUGAGAUCUCUGAAACAAAUAUCAAUAAUGGAACUUGGAGUGAAAGUCUUGUUUUAGAUGGUCUUAUGAAUACUUAUUUUUUAAGUACUUCUUCAGAAAUACUUUAUAAUGUUUUAUUAUUUGAUAAUAGAAUAGUUAUUGAAGAUGUUGAUAAUAAUAUUACAUGUUCUGGAGCUUAUCCAGAUGCAGUCCAAAUAACAUAUGGAAAGAAAUUCAUUUGGUCUUUUGGAUUUAAUGAAAAUUCUAAGAUGAUAUACUUUAAUUCUGCUACACAGGAUAAUCCUUCUCAGUUCAGAACAAUUUGUUCUAUGCCUUAUACAGGUAAAAGAUCUCAAAUAUCUACAGUUUAUCCUCUUGGUUAUGCUCCUUCUAAAGCUAUAUUUACUCAAAAAAAGAAUGGUUUACCAGAGGGUGGUUUUCAAACUACAUCAAUACCAAACAAUGGUUUUUAUUUUCCAGAUCAAAAUAAUGAUACUGGAGUCUUUCAACCUGAAAAUAAAUAUGGACAAUAUUAUCCAGAGUUUCCACUUGGAUUAAAACCUGCUCCAACUAAUGGAGAUAAUACAAAUACUCCAGAAAAUUAUCAUUAUAAUUCUACAACUGGACAAUUUGAAAAGAAUCCAGAUCAUCCAGAUCCAAAUGAAUUAAAUCCAUUUCAACCAACUCAUAUUGUAGAUGGUAUUUCAGAAUGUGAUUUAUAUUUAUUUUCAACAUGUAAUGGUACUUCUGCCAAGAUUAUUCCACCAGAUACCAUAUUUAAGAAAAAAUGGACUUUAUUUGUAAUUUUGGCAACAGGGAUUCCAAAAUAUCCAGAUCAAUCUAAUAAUGUUGCUUUUAAUUAUAAAUAUAACUUUGUAAAAUAUCAAGAUAAUACUUCAACUGGAGGAGUAAAUACUCAAGAAGUUGUUUUGUCUCUUUCUUUUAAUAAUGAUACAAUAACAUUCAAGAAUGAGAAAACUAAUAUUGAAAAUAUGGUAGGAUCUCCUCAGUGUGGUCCAUAUUGUUCUACUUAUCCAAAUGGAUUUUUCACUUUUUGGUUAACUUAUGAUAUUGAUACAAAUAAAUAUGUAAUCUCAAUAGAUAGUAAUUCUAAAAAAUUAAUAGAAAUAGAAGCUGAAAUGACUCAAGAUUUAGCUUUUAAUAAAAUUGUUCCAGAGAUAGAUACAAAUACAGGAGGUGAUAUCUCUAAAACAUAUAGUGUUUGGCAACUAACUAAAAUGAAAAAAAUACCAGAUUCUACUGCUGUAACUACUACUACUACUACUACUACUACCACCAGUACAACAUCAACUACUACAGAAAUACCUUGGUAUGAUUCAGAAUUAGAUGAAUGUCCAAUUAUUAUAAAUAAACCAUGUAGAGGAAUUAAUGGAGUAUUAGAUACACCUUUUGUACAUGGUAAUUUAUUAUGGAUAAAUGGAACAUUAGGUAAUGAAAUUGAGGGUAGAUUAUUAUUGGAUAGUAAAAAUUUAAUGGGAUAUGAUAUAAUGAAUGAUAAUCAAAAUGUGAUGACAUUAUUAUUAAAUGAAACAUUUAUAGGUGUUUAUGAUUUAACUAAAGAUCAAGAAUAUUAUUCAUAUUAUACAAAUGAAAGUUUAGCAUAUAAUGGAAUGGAAUUUAAGAUAGGAAUAGGAUGGAGUAAAUUAGGAUUAUUUAUUUUAAAUGAAUAUUCAAGUAGUUUAAUAGAAAUACAAACUCAUUCAGAUUAUACAUUUAAUAAAGUAAGAGCAAGAGGGCCAAUUAUGUAUAAAUAUGUGGAUUAUGUAUUAUUAGAUAAUUUCUUAUAUCCAAAUGGUUUAUUAUACUUGGGUUAUGAAACAUGUUCAUUUAAUGGAGAAUGUAAGGUUAAAUCAUUAGAAUGUAGUUCUCAAGUAUUAACAGGAUUAUGUUUAAAAAAAUCACCAGGAAUAAGUUGGAAAAUGGAAACUAUAUUAGCUCAAACUAAUGUAAAUAAUGGAACUUGGGGUGAUUUUUAUUCAUUAAAUAGUUUAAUUAAUAUAUAUACAUUAAAUAAUGGUAUAGAAGAUAUAUUAGUAGUUUAUUUCUUUGAUAAUAGAGUAGCUAUACAGGAUUUAGUUAAUUCAAAUGCUUGUUCUGGUCCUUAUCCUAAUAAUUCACAAGUAAAUGUUGGUGAUUUAAUAAUAUGGUCAAUAGGAAUAGAUUAUGAUAUGAAUUUAUAUUUGAAUAUAAUAGAUAAUAAUGAAAAAAAAAAUUAUACAGUUUGUUAUAUAAAGAAUUCAAAUCAAUUUGGAGGAUUUAAAUAUUUAUCUCCUUUAGGUUAUAAACCAAAUUAUUCAAGAUUUAUUCAAGAAUUAUCUCCUCAAUUUCAAGAUGGUGGUUAUGAAUCAACAUCUACUCCUGAUAAUGGAUAUUAUUUUCCAGAAAAAGAUCAAAAUAGUGGAAAAUAUAAUCCUAAUGAUAAAUAUGGAGAAAGUUAUCCAUUUUUCCCACCAGGAGUUCAUCCAGCUCCAAUAAAUGGAGAUAAUACAAAUACUCCAGAAAAUUAUCAUUAUAAUUCUACAACUGGACAAUUUGAAAAGAAUCCAGAUCAUCCAGAUCCAAAUGAAUUAAAUCCAUUUCAACCAAAUCAUAUUGUAGAUGGUAUUUCAGAAUGUAAUCUUUAUUUAUUCUCAACUUGUAAUGGUACUUCUGCAAAGAUUAUGCCAGAUGGUACUGUUUUUAAACAAGGAUGGACUUUAUUUGUAAUGAUUAGUACUGGUGUACCUAUGAAUGAUAACAUAAAUAAUUAUAAUUACAAAUAUGAAUUUAUGAGUACUAAUGAUGAUGGAUCUGAUAUAGUUGUAUUAUCAUUGGAAUAUAGUAAUCAGACUGUGACAUUUAGGAAUAAUUUAAAUAAUACUGAGAAUGUGGUAGGAUCUCCUCAAUGUGGUCCAUAUUGUUCUACUUAUCCUAAAGGUUACUUUGCUUUUUGGUUAACUUAUGAAUCAACUUAUAAUUACUUUAUUGUUUCUGUUAAUAAUAAUAAUAAUUAUUUGACAUCUAUUUCAGCUGAUGGAAUUAGUAAGAUGUUCAAUAAGAUUGUCCCUAAAGGAAAUGAUGUUGGUAAUACCUUUAAUAUUUGGUAUUUGAAUAGUCAAAGUAGGACACCAUACUUCUACUAG
Messenger RNA from Cryptosporidium ubiquitum, 12363 nucleotides. RefSeq lists its product as uncharacterized. The transcript has 2 exons. Bases 1 to 12363 code for a protein of 4120 amino acids. The record is from RefSeq and is a predicted model, not a curated record. NCBI's taxonomy places the organism in Eukaryota, Apicomplexa, Conoidasida, Eucoccidiorida, Cryptosporidiidae.